AUGAUUAAACAACAGCAACUUAAGGCGCAAAGCGCCCAAGUCCUUCAGACCAUUACAUACGCCACAUAUGCAUAUAAUUCAAAGACGGCAGAACAAACGCAAAGGUUGAAAUAUGGAGAUUUGGAGAUAGUAUUGAAAAAUGACCAUUUCGAAUUCGUUUGCAAAGGUGGUGCAGUGAUAUCAAAUAUAAAAGAAAUUUUAUUUAUGAAUUCAAAAAUUAAAGGUAUAACGGAUGAUAUAACAUCAAUUCCACCAGAAGAACAGAGAUAUUACGCAUUAAAUGCAUUUCCUAAAGUUUUGAAGAUUGGAAGAUUUAAUUUAAAUGAGGAAUUCAUAGAAGGUUUCCUAAAUGACAUAAUGAAGAAGGCAAAUUUGGUUUAUGUUGAUGAAAAAGAUAAUGAAAUUAAAGAAAAGGUUGAAUGGUAUCAUGAAUGGACAUUGGAGACUUUUAAAGUUAAAGCUGAUACAGAAUGGGUUUCAGGAUGUUUAGACCUUAAAGCAGAUAAAACUUAUGUUAAAGAUGAAUUAGAGAAGAAAGCGGAUAAAACAUAUGUUAACAAUGAGUUAGAGAAGAAAGCAGAUAAGGAAAAAGUUAUUUCAUUCAUUAAUACUGAGUUAGCAAAGAAAGCUGAUAUAUCAUUUGUUAAUGAAGAAAUAAAACAAUCAGAGGUCUAUUUUACUCCACCAUUUUUAAAUUUUAUGAAAUCAUCAGAUAAAACAUUUGAUAUAGAUUCUUUUGAAUGGAUAUGUUUCGAUGGAGUGACCACGUAUUUAUUUUAUACAGCAGGAGUACUUUAUUAUUUUAAAACAAAUGAUUUUAAAAACUAUGAAUCAUUUACUCCAUCUGUUUGGAAUCCUGAUACACGAAAGCCAAUCAUUAAUCCAAGAAUUUUAUAUGUUGAAUAUAAUAACGGUAAAUUUAUGGGAAUGAUAACGGUUGGAGAUGAUUUUUGCCCUUGUUAUUCAUUCGAUUGUAUCCAAUGGUUCAAAUGUAAUUUAAAUCAAGAUGCUAAAUUUAAAUAUCCAAAUAAUCCUAUUAGAUGCGUUAAUAAUAAAUGGGUACUAAUUUAUGAAGUCAAUCAAAUUUUCAUUAGUGAUGAUGGGAUAAAUUAUUAUAUGUUUAGUAUGAUGUCAUCAGAUUUGAAAAUUGAUUAUACAAGUAAAUGGUAUUACAUUAACAGCAUGUAUUUUAUCCUACAAAAUGAUAAAAUUUAUAGAUCAUAUUCAAUACCACAAGGUCAAUUUGAACAAAUUUUUCAAGCUGAUGGAGACAUUGAAGCUUUAUGUUAUGCUUCAAAUGUUUGUGUUCUUGUUUCAGGUGGUAUGGUCUAUUCAUAUCCUGUAAGUUAUAA
Messenger RNA from Trichomonas vaginalis G3, 1352 nucleotides. RefSeq lists its product as uncharacterized. The annotation marks the transcript as partial. The transcript has a single exon. NCBI's taxonomy places the organism in Eukaryota, Parabasalia, Trichomonadida, Trichomonadidae. The record is from RefSeq and is a predicted model, not a curated record.